This is a messenger RNA of Arabidopsis thaliana (thale cress), 1307 nucleotides long. RefSeq lists its product as uncharacterized. Bases 143 to 1021 code for a protein of 292 amino acids. The record is from RefSeq and is marked reviewed. The transcript is spliced from 2 exons. NCBI's taxonomy places the organism in Eukaryota, Viridiplantae, Streptophyta, Magnoliopsida, Brassicales, Brassicaceae.
GAACUUCUAUAAAUAUAACAUACAUAGAAUGAAGCUGAAGCAUAAACAGCCCAACCAAGUCAUAUCUUAUCUCUGUUCUUUGACUUUCCCUUUUUACAGAUUCUUUGCCAAUAGAACCUAAGAAAAAGACAUAAUAUCGUUGAUGGAGAAAAUUACAAAGGAAGAAAGGAGAAACAGAUGCCUUCCAAGUUUUGGAAGCAUAUAUCGAAGUAAGAGGACGGGUAAGAAAGAGGCAGCAGCAGCAAAAACCAAGGUAGAGGCGGAUCUGAUUAUUGUAAAAAAUGAAGAUAAAUCUAACGAGGAACAGAAGAAGAUUGAAAAAUGUUGGAUGAUGAGUGAGGAUGGGGAAGGCGGCAAGUCAACUGUAGAGUAUGAUGGUUCAAGCAUUUUAAACACAAGUGGGGUCUUGCGUGGGGAUGAAGACAUCAGUGAGGAGGAACCUGAGGAAGUAGCAGAGAUAUUGAUAGAUAAAGAGGAAGAUAGUGAAUUUCUAAUAACGAUGGUUUUGGACCUUUUGGUGGAAGACAACAAGUCGCUUCAACACAAGUCAAACGCUGCGAACAAAAACAGUAGCUUGCUUGAUGAAGAGGUAAUCACGGGGGAAGGCAGCAAGGAAUGUGAUGGAGUUCUGUCCAUUGAUGAAAGCUUAAAGGUGGUGGAAACCGAGAAGGUUGAUAAAGCAGACGAGAAAUCAACGGUUGAACAACGCUUAGAGAACGUGGAUGCCAAUCGUACACAGGCCGAGCAACCUACAACCCAAGAGCAGGCUAUAACAAUUCAAAAACAAAAUCGAGCAGUUACUCGGCCAAGGCAGCCAACUUAUGUACCCUCCCCAUCAGCUCGGGGUCAGGGAUAUCACGUGUCCGCAGCACCAAUUAAUAUGGGAAUCUGUGCUCCACCGAGUCAUCCUAUGAGGAAUGACUUUAACAAGGUGAAGACGUUUGAUCUGAAAGGAGUAAUAAAGAGUAGCGGUAAGGGAUUGAAAUCAAUUGCUUGGCCCCGACGUUUUUCAGUCAAAUGAACAAACUCCUAAUUUAACUCAAAUUACUAUCCUCUUAACUAUCUGUAUAAUUUUAUCUCUUCAAAAUCACUCAAACAACUUCCUACCAUUCUCCCAUCUUUUUAAUUUGUAUGCCUUAUACUUAAUUUUAAUUGGUUCAAUCGUCAUACUUCAUGAAUAAGAUGUUUCCUUCAAAUAUAUAAACGAUGCAGUGUGUAAUUUGCAGUCGGUGUCGGAUUUCGCACACAUUCGACUCAACGAAAUUAAUGUUUUGAAAAUUUAAAUUGGACAUCGAAAAUUUAUAUUC